This is a messenger RNA of Lindgomyces ingoldianus, 1600 nucleotides long. RefSeq names its product ATPase get3. The transcript has 3 exons. The record is from RefSeq and is a predicted model, not a curated record. Gene Ontology annotation, cellular component: GET complex. The coding region runs from base 267 to 1292 and encodes 341 amino acids. Gene Ontology annotation, biological process: post-translational protein targeting to endoplasmic reticulum membrane. Lineage: Eukaryota; Fungi; Ascomycota; Dothideomycetes; Pleosporales; Lindgomycetaceae. Gene Ontology annotation, molecular function: ATP binding; ATP hydrolysis activity.
CCGCGCUCGACCAGUCGACCUACGCCUUGCUACACACACCUUUGCUUCGUAUUCACUCCUCCUACACCCUCCUGUUCACACAUAUUGCAUCCUUCUAUUCACUAGCCUUUCUAGCCCAAGUACGCGAGACCCAACGUCGAGCUCAGGCUUGCGAAUAUUCGCGAACCUUCUACCAGUGCGAGUCACCCCCAAAAGGAUCAAAACAGGAGCGAAGCGCACCUGCCCUCUUUUGUUCCCCCCACACAACUCCAACUCCCACCGCCAACAUGACAAACACAGCCGUCGUCCUUGACGACGAUGUCAUGGAGCCCACGCUCCAAGCCGUACUAGAUCAAAAGACGCUCCGCUGGAUAUUCGUGGGCGGGAAGGGUGGCGUAGGCAAGACGACGACAUCGUGCUCUCUCGCAAUCCAGCUGGCGAAGCACCGGAAAUCGGUACUACUGAUAUCAACGGACCCGGCCCACAAUCUCAGCGAUGCCUUUAAUCAGAAAUUUGGCAAGGACGCGCGACUAGUAGACGGCUUUGACAAUCUGAGUGCUAUGGAGAUUGAUCCGAACGGGAGCAUUCAGGAUCUUUUGGCCGCUGGAGGAGAGGGUGCCGAGGAUGCGAUGGCGGGGCUGGGAGGGAUGGGCAAUAUGAUGCAGGAUUUGGCGUUUAGUAUACCCGGUGUCGACGAAGCCAUGUCCUUCGCCGAAGUCCUCAAGCAAGUCAAGUCGCUCUCGUACGAAGUCAUCAUCUUCGAUACCGCCCCGACCGGCCACACGCUCCGCUUCCUGCAAUUCCCAACCGUCAUGGAGAAGGCGCUCGCCAAAGUCUCACAGCUCUCACGCCAAUUCGGACCCAUGUUGAACUCAUUCCUUGGCGGCGGCGGCCGGCUCCCCAACGGCCAGAACAUCGACGAACUUGUCGAGAAGAUGGAGUCGCUUCGCGCUACAAUCUCUGAAGUGAACGGCCAGUUCAAGGACGCAGAUCUCACGACCUUCGUGUGUGUCUGCAUCCCCGAGUUCCUGAGCUUGUACGAAACAGAGCGCAUGAUUCAGGAGUUGAAUAGCUAUGAGAUCGACACGCACGCCAUCGUGGUCAAUCAGCUGCUGUUUCCGAAGAAGGAUAAUCCGUGCGAGCAGUGCAAUGCGAGACGGAAGAUGCAGAAGAAGUAUUUGGAUCAGAUCGAGGAGCUUUAUGAUGAGUUUAAUGUGGUCAAGAUGCCGUUGCUGGUCGAGGAGGUGAGAGGGAAAGACAGGUUGGAGAAGUUCAGCGAAAUGCUCGUCAAGCCCUUCGAACCACCGGAGUAAACCCGUGUACUCUCUCUUAAUCCCCACCAGUAUAGCGCAGUUAUUUCCACGCCAUCGCGGCUGUAGGUAGAGUCUAGAUGCAUCUACAACAGAGAGCAGCCUGCAUCUUAUAACCGUAUAAGGUUUGUCCCGCUAGAUCACGAAUGUCAAUGGCCCUUCGCACGAAAUACCCCAACCAUCCACCCAUCAUUCAAAUCCAUCCCGGAUUCCGGCAACCUGUGAGUGUCAACGAAUCCUGCGAGUUAGGAUAAGUUCAUAGAAGUAUAUAUGUAGCCUCUCUAGCCCACUGAUAUCAAAGCAACAUUUCC